Stegastes partitus (bicolor damselfish) is the source of this 5840-nucleotide messenger RNA. RefSeq names its product adaptor related protein complex 4 subunit epsilon 1 (gene ap4e1). The record is from RefSeq and is a predicted model, not a curated record. Gene Ontology annotation, cellular component: AP-4 adaptor complex; membrane coat. The transcript is spliced from 21 exons. Bases 175 to 3594 code for a protein of 1139 amino acids. Gene Ontology annotation, biological process: vesicle-mediated transport; intracellular protein transport. NCBI's taxonomy places the organism in Eukaryota, Metazoa, Chordata, Actinopteri, Pomacentridae.
CAAAACAAUGGCCGACCUGCGAGCUGCUGCUUCACCUCCUGUCAUCUUUUUAAGUGUCUAACAAGUAGCCUUUGCUGUCUCUGUAUAACACACUGUUGUUGUGAUGGAUAGGUGAUCUUAUAAGUGUGUUGAGGAAGAAAGACACAGCCCUAAAGCCCGCUGUCCGCUGCCAAAAUGAGCGAUGUUGUGGAGAAGACGCUGACAGCUCUGCCGAGCCUCCUCUCUUUAGACUCCCAGCCGGGCUCCGCGAAGCUGUCCUCCACCUCCAAACUAGGAAACCUUAUCAGAGGAAUCACUGAACUAACCUCCAAACAUGAAGAAGAGAAACUUAUCCAGCGUGAGCUAUCGUCUAUCAAAGAACAGGUGUCUUCCCCCAACACCACCAUGAGGCAGAUGAAGGAGCUCAUGGUGAGAACGAUCUACUGUGAAAUGUUGGGCUAUGAGGCUUCGUUCAGCUACAUUCAUGCCAUUAAACUGGCUCAACAAGGCACGGUUCUGGAAAAGAGAGUGGGUUACCUCGCUGUUUCCUUGUUUCUGAAUGAAAGUCACGAGCUGCUUCUUCUCCUGGUUAACACAGUGUUAAAGGAUCUUCAGAGUACAAAUCUUAUUGAAGUGUGCAUGGCUCUAACAGUCGUCAGCCAAAUGUUCCCCAAAGACAUGAUACCUGCGAUUCUCCCUCUGGUGGAGGAAAAACUUAAUCACCCAAAAGAAAUCAUUCGACGAAAAGCAGUCCUGGCACUCUAUAAAUUCUACCUAAUAGCACCAAAUCAAGUUCAACACAUCCACAACAAGUUUCGCAAAGCUCUGUGUGAUAAGGAUCCUGGUGUGAUGACCGCUUCUCUGCACAUCUACCUACAGUUGAUCCAGGAGAAUCCAGAAGGUUAUAAGGACCUGACAGCAAGUUUUGUCACCAUAUUGAAGCAGGUGGUGGGAGGAAAGCUGCCCAUGGAUUUUAAUUAUCACAGUGUUCCCGCUCCAUGGCUUCAAAUCCAGCUUCUCAGAAUACUCUCCUUACUUGGGAAAAAUGACCAGAGUACGAGUGAGAUUAUGCACGAAGUCCUCGAUGAGUCUUUACGAAGAGCAGAGAUGAACCAUAACAUCACCUAUGCAAUUUUGUACGAGUGUGUAAAAUGUAUUUACACAAUUCAUCCAAAAUCUGACCUUUUGGAAAAAGCUGCAAAGUGCAUUGGAAACUUUGUUCUGUCACCGAAGAUCAAUCUAAAAUAUCUAGGACUGAAGGCCCUCACCUACGUAGUCCAGCAGGACCCUAAACUGGCCCUGCAGCAUCAGAUGACCAUCAUAGAGUGUCUUGAUCAUCCUGACCUCAUUAUCAAGCGGGAGACGCUGGAGUUGCUGUUUCGGAUCACUAAUGCCCAGAAUGUCACGGUCAUUGUCGAGAAGAUGCUGGAGUUUCUGCGCAUCAGUGGAGAUGAUCAUACUACUAUUGACCUGGUGGGGAAGGUAGCAGAGCUGGCAGAAAAAUAUGCACCAGACAAUGAAUGGUUCAUUGAGACGAUGAACACGGUGUUUUCAGUCGGCGGAGACAUGAUGCAGCCUGACAUCCCGAACAGUUUCCUCAAACUGCUGUCUGAGGGAUUUGACAGUGUGGAGGAGGACAGAAAGUUGAGGCUGUUUGCUGUGAAUUCAUACAUUUCUCUGCUGCAAGGAACGCCUGGCAAACUGCCACAGCGCUUCCUCCAAGUCAUCAGCUGGGUCCUCGGGGAGUACUCUCAUUUGAGGGAGGAUCUUGAAGCAGCCGUGGUCCUGAGGCUGCUGGCCAGGCUGCUGGACAUGAAGAACUGCAGCAGUGAAACAAAGAGCUGGGUCCUCACGGCAAUGACGAAGCUCUGUGAAGGUGGUUCGGGUGUUUCUGUGGCUCAGCAGGUGUCUGAAACGUACAGCAGCUCCCUGGACACGGUGCUGAGACAAAGAGCUCAGGAGCUGCAGUACCUCAGCCAAGACUCUGAACUACGAGCCAGGGUGUUACCUCGGGGUGCCGGCCUGGAGCCCGUGGAGGUGGAUUCUUCUCUGUCAUUUUUGGAUGGAUUUGUGUCGGAGGCGUUGGCUGCUGGUGCUGCUCCAUACAAGCCUCCCCAUCAACGACAAGAGGAACUAGCUGGAACAAAAGCACUGAGCCUGGAGCCCUACGGCCUGUCCCUGCCUAUCAGCAUGUCCUCCUGCAGCAUCACUGACAGACAGUCUCCCACAUUGUUGUCCAUGAGCUCUGGUCUGUCAGGCGAUAGCACUGACCUCUCACACAAAGGAGGUUCUGCAACUCUGAAGCUGGAUGGUGUGAAGAGAGUGUGGGGCAGGGAAGGUUAUCUGUCCCAGAAAGAGCCUGUAGAAGAACCUGCCCAGGUUGAGGUUCCCAGUCCCCUCCGGUCUCCCAGCCAGCAGGGCGAAGCCGACAGCUCCCACAGCCAGACUCCAACUCCGACACCGACACCAGAGUCCGAUCAAGAGAAGCAGCAGCUGGCCUCUUCGCUUUUUGUUGGCCUGGGCUCCCAAAGCUCUGUGUGUCUGAUGGGAAAAUCUGAACCGACAGCCCAGCGAUUCAGAAGAAAAGCCAAAGGUCACAGCACAGCCUCCAGCCCCAGCGAGCAAAUAUCCAACUCUGUGGUCUCUCCUCACAGCGCUGUGGAUAACUUACUGUGUAACAAUCUACUGGACUCCAACAUCACCUCAGAACUGGCUCUUUCUUCACCUGAACUGACAUCUCAGCCCUCUCCCGGCCUCACUACUACUAAUGGCACCUGUGAUACAGAGGCAGAGUUACCCGACAGUGACAUUAAGGAAAGUGAACCUGCUGUCAUCAGGGAUAAUAGUGUGGUAGCUACUGAUCCUGCUCCACACGAAGCCCCAGACAGACCUAAGGACUUGUGUCUCACUUCUCAUCUUCCUGCAGAGCUUUCUGGACUUUCUCACUCAGAAAUUUCUCACCUCUGCACCAACCAAAGCCUGGAGCUCUCUGCUUGUCAUGUGCAGAAAGAAGAUUCCUUACUGCUUGUUGUUUUUAUUACCAACUCCUCUGACUCUGCCGCUCAGCAGAUACUAGUGCAGGUCGACUCUGAAGAACUUGAGGUGUCCUGCGUGUGUGACAGUCCAGUGGAGGAGGUGAGCAGCCACAGUGUAACAGUGUGUCAGUAUUCUCUGACAGUGAAGAGACCUGCAGUUCACAUAGAAGUGGUCGGGAUGGUGUCGUACCAGUUAGCCAAUGGGACGUCUCAGUCAGCGCAAUUCUCAUACAAACUCCCUUUAACCAGCUUCAUCAGACCCUUGACGGUGUCCACAGAGGAAUACGGGACGAUGUGGUUGGCCUUCUCUCAUGACACGAAGCAGAAUCUGACCCUGAUAAGCGACAGCCAAGAGCCGCUGACAGCCACUCUGAAUGUGCUGAAGAGGAAACUGCAGCUUCACGUCGUGGAAAUUAUAGGUAUGGAAGGUAUUGUAGCUUGCCGCGUCCUCCAGGAUCAGCCAUGUCUGAUGCACUGUCGCGUCCAUGCCGGCACGCUGGCGGUGUGGCUGCGCUCUCCGAUCCCCGACCUGCCCGACUGCCUGAUCUACCACUGUCAGAGAGCUUUACAGGGACACUGAGCCCCAGCUGCAACACUGAGCAACUAAACCACCGAACCCUCGACUGCCGAGGAGGAAGGUACACAGAGCUGUAGUGCAGGACGGAACAGGAGACAACUGAUGUCGUGAACUCAUGUCUCCACUUUACAGUGUUUGAUAUUUCGUUGUCUCUUCCACUAUAAGUUAUUUUGUAGGUUUUACAUGUAUGAGUUCUGUUGUUGUUUAAAAGUCAAAUCGGUAGAACAGUUUUAUUGAAAGUCAUCGAAAGUACUGGCAAGUAAUAAGCUCAGGGCCAAAAGACAGCGUGGUUGACCUUCUGUGGGUGAUCCAGAAUAACACUAUUGUCUUAAAGUGAUGACAGGUCUCCAUAGUGACUGAAUGGCUGAAGCAUUGUUUCUGGGUUAAAUGAUUGUGGUACACUUUGUUUGAUUCCCCUUUAAAGAUGACCUGCUAUGCUCUAUAUUCCAGCUCUAUAUUGUUAUUCUGGGACUCUGCUAGAGUAGUUUUGCAUAAUCCAUAGUUUUAAAAAAAUCCAUAUUUAUCUUAUACUGCCCCUUGAUGCAACUUGUCAGUUCACCCUUGAGGCCGAGCUCUUUUAACGCCUGCUUUCUUCUGAUUGGCCAACUUCCAGAAGCCUACCUUUGUGGGCAUGUAGCAGAUGAGGGUGUUAAAAAAUAUCCAAGACGAGGUCAGCUCAUAACAAGAAAAAUCUGUUGGGAACCUGGUGUUCAGAGCAGUUAUAAAGCAGAGUUUUUGGUUCAUAGAGAUUACAUCUGUUUUACCUCAUUAUUUCAAACCUUUAAUGUCAGCAUCCAACACUAUAAUAUUGAAUAUAUGACUGAAAAUAAGGAAGAGCAUAGUAAGUUCCCUUUAAAGUAAUCUCAGAGGGUGAAAUAAUACAUUUCAACAGUUUCUUCAUCCUGUGGUCCAGAUCUGCAAACUAAGAAAUUAUAAAAUGUUCUGCUUUUAAUUUGUAAUUUAUAAUCAGCUACAUUUUUUCUUGACUAGAACAAUCAUGACAGCGAAGCUCAUUUGGAUUUCAAUGCUGGGACAAGGGCUGAACAGUAAAUCAAUAUUAUUCUUUUUUAACUUUCAGCAGAAUCGUGAUGAUGUACAAGCAACACUGAAGAAACAGUUUUUUUUUGUUUAGAAACCUUUGAGGCGACUGACUGCAUCUGAUGCAUAACAAUGACACUGACUUGAUGAUUUUUUUUUAAACAUACAUUUUCCGUAUUAUAAGGUGUGGUAGAAAAUAUUCUUGUUAAUGUUUUUCAAAUAAGUUUGAUCAAAAUUGCUCAGCCCUGCGUCAGACUAAAACAUUACAACAUAGAUUUAGCUGCUUGAGUCAAUGAAAUCACACAUUCUUACACUGACUGAUUGUAUUUCUUUGAUGUUUUGCUCUUUGGGAGAAAAACACAGGAAUAUAUUGGCAGCAGCUCAAGGUGGAAGUUAAUGACGGGGAAACUAAAUGAUGUUAAUUACUUCUGGUAUUUACUUGGUUGUCUUAGGGAUAAAAUGCUCAAAGUAAAUACAGUCUUCAAAGUCAGUUAAUAUUUACAGAAGGCUGCUUUCCAAGAGCGACCUGUUAGUCAUCACAGCAAAGAGAGGUUUACAUUCUACUGUGUCUAAAAGCUUGCAUUAUGCUGACAUUAACGCCCCCCUUGUUUAUUUCUUACAUCUAUAAUGUGAGUAUUUUGUCUUAAAUAUAGCAGUGAUGAUCUCACUCUGUAUUGUUCAUGUAUCAGUAUGAUGAUGUUUAGCAGAUGUUGCCUUCUGGAUGGUGGGAUUAUUCUAUGCACUUAUGUCUCUGGUUAGUCAGUUUGGUCGGAGGUGGAUUUUAGUGGUCUUUGACUAUUAUAUUUUUAUAUCGAUGCAGUAUUAAAAUCAUAUUUAUUGAGUUUAUAUUCUUACAGAAAACGUUUUAUAUUCAUUUCACUGGAAGAAAAAAAAAGAAUCAUCGUGGUUCAUGUGCUGUUUGAUUGCUCUGUGCCAGAUUGAUUUUCAGUGUGUGUGUGACAUGUUUCAGCCUGUUUCUUUCUUUUUUAUUUUCUUUAAAUUCAGCUUGAAGGGAAAGCUCGCUGGCUGUCUCCUGAUUUGAAGCACAGCGUAAUGUCUCAAAAACUCAACCUUAACCCGACGCCUUAUGUUCUAAUGCCAAGAUGGCGUGUUUGAUUUGUGCCUGUGGUACAGAAAAAAGUCUUUGUUUCUUUGAGUGCCUGUCACUACAUUCUGCUAAAUUAUGAAUAAAUUCAACCCAUGUAAAUUAG